AUGUAUAAUGCUGGCCAGCGUCGUCUUCGUAUCCCCAUCUUCCAUCACCAUGGCGCCGACACUGGUACCGUCAUGGACUCGUCCUCAGGCAACCUCUCCACUCAAAACCGUCAGAACCUCGCCAAUCUCCUCGCGGCCAUCAAGGUUGCCGGCUUCCAAGAGGUUGAGAUCGGAUUCUUCCCCAUGGAUGACAACAGUCCCAUGAGCUGGGAUGCCUGGAACGAGGACAGAUACCAAGAGAACUGGAACUUCAUCUGGAACCUCCGUCCAUUGAUCGCCGCCGCCAACAUCCCCUACCGCAUAGACCUGUCCAACGAGGCCAUGCCCAUGUCCACCGACUCGCAGCCCCUCAAGGACUACUGCAAGAAGCUCUGGAGCGACUACACCUGGAACUUUGGCAAGAAUGACACUGUCGGCUUCUCAAUGACCGUGUGGAUCGCCGACCGUGUCUCCCAAGUGCCCGUGGUCUACAGUGGCAACCCACCAAACACAUUCGAGUUCCAUCUCUACCGUGACAGCUGGAAUGGAAAUGAGUACAAAUGGUUGGUGGAUGGCUUCAACAAGAUGAAGUCAAUGGGACUCAAUCAGCCAAUCAUCAUUGGAGAGACCUUCUACAAUGAUGCCACUGCCGCUGGAAACAUUCGUCGUGCCAUCACCGACACUGGAGUCAACAUCACACAUGUCACUCAAUGGGCAUUGACCUCAUCCAAGAAGUGUGGCGACAUUGAUGUUGCUCCACCAUCAGCCUACAACAACUUUAUCGCCAAAGGUUUCUAA
Acytostelium subglobosum LB1 is the source of this 777-nucleotide messenger RNA. RefSeq lists its product as hypothetical. The record is from RefSeq and is a predicted model, not a curated record. The transcript has a single exon. Lineage: Eukaryota; Evosea; Eumycetozoa; Acytosteliales; Acytosteliaceae. The coding region runs from base 1 to 777 and encodes 258 amino acids.